CGCUAAGUGAGUUAGGUAGUCCGACCAGGUGCAGCGUACGUUCGCUGCGCAGACCCGACCCGUAGCGAGCGUGGCAGUGCAGCCACCGCGGCGCCAUGACGACAGCACACAGACCGACAUGGAAUGCGGCGAUCGCCAGCAAUAGCAACCCGGGGGGCAACAUGAUGGUUGCUCAGACGACGAAGAUCAACAAUCGCGAUGCUGCAACAUUCAAGAAGAUGAAGUUCAGACAGGCUGGUCAAGGUCUUCUCGAGGAGCGAGCUUCCAGAGCAGACAUGACGGAGGACCUUGAGAGAAGAGAAAGGGCUGCCAAAGACGAGCGAGAAGGAAAAGUGAAGGAGAAAAAGAAACCGUCUUUGGAGGACAAUCCAUUUCCCGAGGAUGCUGAUGAAGAGCUACUGAGCGAGGAGGAGACUAUCUCCCAGUAGCCUCCUGAGAUGACGAUGACGACGACGAUGAUGAUGCAGAAGAACUGCUGCGUGAACUUGCAAAGAUCAAGAAGGAGAGAGAGGAGGAGGAAGAGGCUAAGAAGGCACUACAAGCCAAGCAGGACAGAAGAGCUCAAAGGGAAGAGGUGAUGAAAGGGAACCCUCUCCUAGCAGACGGUGCAGAUGUAUCGCUCAAGAGGAGGGGGCGAUGGGAUGAUGACACCGUUUUCAAGAAUCAGGCGAGGACUGCUCCAAAAGUGAAGCAGAGAUACAUCAACGAUGCCGUUCGAAGCGAUUUCCACAAGAAAUUUCUCAGCAAAUAUGUCUGGGUGGACGGGGUGGCUCACUGAGUGCGUUUCAUCUGCCAAUGACAAUCGGGCGGUUUCGCCUUCGCCGGGCGAAAGAAGAUGCGCGGAAGAACGCGCCGCAAAA
Durusdinium trenchii is the source of this 860-nucleotide messenger RNA. The record is from the annotation of a GenBank genome assembly. NCBI's taxonomy places the organism in Eukaryota, Dinophyceae, Suessiales, Symbiodiniaceae.